Molecule: messenger RNA, 2414 nt
Organism: Elgaria multicarinata webbii
Lineage: Eukaryota; Metazoa; Chordata; Lepidosauria; Squamata; Anguidae
Gene: NYAP1
Product: neuronal tyrosine phosphorylated phosphoinositide-3-kinase adaptor 1
Exons: 6
Coding region: 63-2414 (783 amino acids)
Biological process (GO): phosphatidylinositol 3-kinase/protein kinase B signal transduction; neuron projection morphogenesis
Source: RefSeq, a predicted model, not a curated record
CUCUCCCUCAGCAGCGCCCCCUCUGGGCGUUCCCCUCCCCGCCGUGCGCCAGCCACCAGAAGAUGAAUGCAAGCCCCCAGGAAGCUUUGAUCUCCGUGUUUCUGCAGUUCAUUGAGGAUCGGGGCCGGUGGACCUACGGGGCCCUGAGCCAAACGCGCCGCCCCCGGGAGCUCCUGCAGAACGAAAUGAACCUUUUGUACCGCAAGAGCAAGGUGGAGUGGAAACAGAGCAGGGACGACGAGCCCAAGAAAGGUUCGGCCAAGGAGUCCAGCGUGGGGAAGGUGCGGGACGUGGCCUCCUUCCGACGCCAUUUCAGGAUGGGGUUCAUGACCAUGCCGGCCUCCCAGGAACAUGCCCCACACCCCUGUGCCAGCAGCAUGGCGCCUCGCUCCCUUUCCUGCCACUCCGUGGGCAGCGUGGACCACAGUUCGGGGGACGGAGCCGCCGGGUCUCGCCAGCCUCCCGCUAAGCCCAAGCGCCACCCCAGUACCAAGCUCAGCACCGAGGCCAGGACCAUCCUGGAGCAAGGAGAGAGCAAGAAAGGAAGUUCCCAAAAGGCAAGCGCAGAGAGCCGAGAUUCGGGCCGCAAGGUGCCUCCGCAGAAGCCGAAACGAAGCCCCAACACCCACUUGUCCGUCUCGUUCGACGAGACGUAUUCGGGGCGGCUCCCAGGCCCCACUCCGGGCGGAGCGAUGCAGCGCUACGGCCGCGCCUUCUCCCACAGCCAGACGAAGGGCUCCGACGCGGAGGAGGACGAGCCCGUCUACAUUGAGAUGGUGGGGGACAUUUUCCGUGGACCGGGGCCCCCGCCUCACUUGCCCACCGCAGCGGACGAGGACUCUGACGAGAGCGAAGCCAUUUAUGAAGAGAUGAAAUAUCCGCUCCCGGAAGAAGGUGGGGAGUCCCGUCCCAACGGGGCCCCAGCCUCCCCACGUCACCGGCCAGCCAAGCGGGAGGCCGCGAAGGCGGUGGCGAGUGCCAAGACCUCUCCGUGCGAGAUCCCACCACCCUUCCCCAACCUUUUGCAGCACCGGCCCCCGUUGCUGGCCUUCCCCCAGGGCAAGAAAGGCUACAAGGGCACCGGCCAGGAUGGCUCCAAGCUGCCUGUUCCGUGCCACGUGAAAGACGCCCCGUCCGCCCCUAUGACGCCGCAGGUCCCCAGUCACCAUCACCCGCGGGGCAGCGAGAGCAGCGCCUUGGGUCCUUCUGGCCGGGCUCGCAGCCACUCCACGCCGCUGCCUCCGCAGCCCGCCGGCCAGAGCAAAGCAGAAAAAGACAUCCCCAAUUCCCACAGCAUGACCUGUCCGCCGGCCAAGCAGGCCCCUGCGCCAGCAGCAGCAGCAGCACCGCUGCCCCCAGCCUCCGCCUCCGUCCCGUCCAUGUUGCCGGUGAAAGAGAAGCCGGCCGUGUCCUACACCAUGGUGUACUCGGCAGUCAAGGUCACGACCCACAGCGCCCCGGCCGAACAGAAGACCGAGAAAGAGAUUUCGGUACUGCACGGCAUGCUGUGUGCCCGCCCAUCGACCGUGCCCUCUUGUAAACAGGUGCAGAGGGCGUGCACGCUGCCUGAGCCACCGCCUCUGGGCAUGGUCUGGACUUACCCAGCGCCCUGCGCAGGGAUGAAGCGCCCGCCGGCAUACGAGAGCAUCAAGAGCGUGGGCGCCAAAGCUUCGUCAGCCGUGAAGAUCCAGCUUCAGGACAGGGCAUUCGCCAGCAUCGCCUGCUCCCACCUUCUGUCUGGAGACGAAUGCAGCCGACCCGCGGGGGAGGAGGAGCCAUUUGGAUGGGUGCUACAGAGGCGGAUGGGCUACACGAGCCGGAAAGGGAAAGACGCCGAGAAGGCCACAGAUUGCCCCCAGGCAUGGGACAGCAGUGACAGUGCUCAGCCCAAAAUGGAAAAGGAAGAGAAAGCUUCGCCAGGCUUGCUGCAGUCAGGGAUCCCGGUCCGCACCCCAGGGCCUGAGGGUCUUGCUGCCAAGAUGCCAGGGGGAAGGACGAACCUGCCCAUUCCCUGCCAGACCUUUCCUGCCUGUCACCGUAACGGAGAUUUCACUGGUGGCUACCUUCUGGGCCGCUCGGCAUCCACCUCUGGCGUUCGACAUGCUGUGAUUCACACCCAGAGGCCAUGUAGCCAUCCCCGGGACCCAGCCAGCCUGGCCUUGCAGCACGCACAGCUGCCAGCACCCGGGGUCCCGCAGAGCUCGCGUGAAAGGGAUGGCAAGCUGCUGGAGGUCAUUGAGCGCAAGCGGUGCGUAUGUAAGGAGAUCAAAGCGCGGCACCGCCCCGAACGCAGCCUGUGCAAGCAGGAGAGUAUGCCCAUCCUGCCGAGCUGGCGGAGGAACACGGAGAACCGCAAGUCCGGGACGCCGCCCUGCCGCCGCCAGCAGACAGUGCUCUGGGACACGGCCAUAUGA